This is a messenger RNA of Penicillium macrosclerotiorum, 1434 nucleotides long. RefSeq lists its product as uncharacterized. Gene Ontology annotation, molecular function: phosphatase activity. Bases 1 to 1434 code for a protein of 477 amino acids. The transcript has a single exon. The record is from RefSeq and is a predicted model, not a curated record. NCBI's taxonomy places the organism in Eukaryota, Fungi, Ascomycota, Eurotiomycetes, Eurotiales, Aspergillaceae. Gene Ontology annotation, biological process: dephosphorylation.
AUGACUCUGCUCACGGCAUUCAUUGCAGCCGCCUCUUUGCCUCUGGCAGAUCUUGCAAGCGCAGAAAGAAUCCUAGGUGCUUAUAUCUUCCAGCGCCAUGGUGAUCGCACGGCAAAGGCUCUGGCCCCAACCAAGCUGACUGAUCUGGGAUACAAUGAGGAGUACCUGAGCGGUAGUUUCUUUAAUGAUCGUUAUAUCUCGAGCAACUCGGCAUAUCACAUUGAAGGCAUCAGCUCCCCUGUCGUCAACUUAGCUCAAAUCGCCGCGAGUGCGCCGCAGGACAAUGUGAUUCAAACCUCUGGCCAGGCCUUCUUGCAAGGCCUUUACCCGCCUCUGGGCUCCUCGGCGAGUGAGAGACUGCGCAAUGGCUCAACAAUCCACUUGCCAUUAAGCGGGUAUCAGCUUAUUCCAAUGGGGGAUGUGCAGUCCGGCUCUGGCAGUGAAGACAACACUUGGCUCGAAAGCACCUCGACAUGCAGCAAAGCCACGCUGAGCAGCAAUGCAUAUUACUAUUCUACCUCGUAUGAGGAGUUGCAAUUGUCUACCAGCAAGAUGUACCAAUCACUCACUUCUCUGACCAACAACACCAUUCCAGCUAGCCAGAUGAGCUACAAGAAUGCAUACACUAUCUGGGAUCUGUUCAACGUGGCACUCAUCCACAACUCCACCUUCCCCAGCUCCAGUAUCCUAUCAGACAACUGGCAAGAGCUGUUUGUGCUGGCCAAUAUCCAUGAGUUUAAUCUCGCGUAUAACAGCUCGGACACAAUCCGCGCUAUCGCUGGUAUGAAUUUGGCCGGCGAAGUCCUCACGGCUCUCAAUAAGACAAUCGCCGGAGGCAAGACCAAGCUGAAUAUCCAAUUUGGUGCGUACUCAACGUUCCUGUCCUACUUUGGUCUUUCGGGACUCAGCUCGAUGAACAACUUUACUGGCAUGCCUGACUACGCCUCGUCAAUGGCAUGGGAGCUUGUCACGAAUGCCCCUGGCACUGGUAUUCCUUCCAAAUCAGAGAUCAACGUCCGCUUCAUGUUCCAUAAUGGAACAAGCAUCACGGGCUCUACGGAUCUGCAGGCCUAUCCACUGUUUGCUCAGUCGGCCGUGCAGAUUCCUUGGACACAGUUUGUCGACUCGACGAACAAGUUUGCGAUCACCUCCCAGCAGCAAUGGUGUCAGGUAUGUGGCAAUAGCACUGGUAUCUGCGCUACUACUUCCGAUACGACUACCAGUGCGUCCUCCUCUAAGGCAUCUUCUGGCGGUCUGAGUCUUGCGGAUGCGGGGGUGAUUGGUGCGAUGGUGACUCUGGGUGUCCUCGCCGGCUUGUCCGUCCUGCUGAUGCUGAUUUUCAAUCUCCGGCUUGUGCGCAAAAGUACCCUUGCCGCCAUCAAUCGCGGCUCAGAGGCCUCCCUGACGCCCGCGCCCGUCAAAUCUUCAUCAUAG